Molecule: messenger RNA, 707 nt
Organism: Octopus sinensis (East Asian common octopus)
Lineage: Eukaryota; Metazoa; Mollusca; Cephalopoda; Octopoda; Octopodidae
Product: transmembrane protein 256 homolog
Exons: 4
Coding region: 126-563 (145 amino acids)
Source: RefSeq, a predicted model, not a curated record
CGGUGUUUACUAAAUAAAGCACUUUCAUUUUGUUUAUUGCGUUGUGUAGGACAAGGUCGCGCGUCAGACGUGUUCAUGUUAAAAUUACUUUAGCGAUUUGCGGCAGUUCUACACAUCUUGUCAUCAUGGAUAUGCUUUACGGAAUUAGUAAUGCAGUCGCUUCGCUGCUUCCCAAACAGAGUGUUGUUGCUGAACAGGUGAAAGAAGUAAUGUUAUCAAAUGCUCCUGGAACUAAUUUUGUUCGGUUGGCCGGCAUCUCUGGUGCUUUAGCUGUCGGGAUGGCGGCUAUCGGGGCACAUGUUAUACAUGCAAAGAGUAAAAAUACAGAAUUAAAACAAGUCUUUGACACAGGAAACAGUAUACAUCUGCUUCAUUCAGUGGCUUUGUUGACUGUACCUUUAACAAGAAGACCUAAUCUUACUGGUUACUUGCUCACAACUGGAAUGUUGCUGUUUUCAGGCACUUGUUACUACCAUGCAUUAACUGAUGAUAAAAGACUGCGGAUAUUCACACCCUAUGGUGGAAUGUUUCUUAUUCUGGGUUGGAUUAUCAUAGCAGUCUAAUUAAAAAAUUGACUAUUAGAGAAAAUAAUCCCUAGUAUUCAAAGAGAACUGUAAAAGUCAAUUCUGUGAAAAAAAAAAAAAACGAAAUGAGAUAUGCUGAACAGUAUGAAUAAAAAUAAAUUUGAUGUUUUAGGUGUUGUCUUU